CAAGUACGACAGUCUCUCUUUUGCGCACUCUACCAGGCAUACAAACCUUUUACUUUACUUUACUUUACUUUAUUCAGAAACAGAGAAUACGCAAGAGGACUAUUGAGAAAGAAGACAUCAUGGCGGUACGAGCACAAUUUGAGAAUUCCAAUGAGGUCGGUGUAUUCUCGACGUUGACGAAUAGUUAUGCGUUGGUUGCUGUGGGUGCUAGUGAGAAUUUCUAUAGUGUAUUCGAAGCAGAGCUGCAGGAUGUCAUUCCCAUCUGCCAUGCGACAAUUGCGGGUACGAGGAUUAUCGGCCGGUUGACAGCUGGAAACCGAAAAGGCCUCUUAGUACCAACCAGCACAACAGACCAAGAACUCCAACAUCUACGCAAUUCACUACCCGAUGAAGUGAAGAUACAGAGAAUAGAAGAACGCCUCUCCGCCCUCGGCAACGUCAUCGUCUCCAAUGACCACGUCGCCCUCGUCCACCCCGAUCUCGAGCGUGAAACCGAAGAAAUAAUCGCCGACGUGCUCGGCGUUGAAGUUUUCCGACAAACGAUUGCGGACAACGUUCUGGUCGGUUCCUACAUGGCUCUCUCGAACCAAGGCGGCAUCGUGCACCCAAAGACCUCUAUCCAAGAUCAAGACGAGCUUUCGAGUUUAUUACAAGUCCCGCUUGUGGCAGGUAGUGUUAAUCGGGGAUCAAGUGUGGUGGGCGCCGGUAUGGUAGUUAACGAUUGGCUUGCAGUUACUGGGCUCGAUACUACAGCGACGGAGCUGAGUGUUGUGGAGAGUGUGUUUAGGUUGGGUGAGGGCCAGGGACCAGGGAAUAUUAAGACGAGUCUGAAGGAUACAAUGGUGGAGAGCUUUUAUUGAGCGCCUGUCUGUUGGGAGUUCUACGAACGAGAUUCUUGGUAUCCUGUGGACGAUAUCCUUCACGGACUGCUUGCUUGGAGCUCGGAGAAAAUGGGAAUGGGAAAACAAGAGAUGAAUGGAUGAGGAUGAGAACUGUAUUCAUGGGUGGAUUCACAUCAUGCGAACGGGCCGGGUGGUAGGCUUGUUACCAUGCAAGGCGUUAUGGCCGUCAAUGGAGACUCUGUUUCGUCCUCGA
Hyaloscypha bicolor E is the source of this 1095-nucleotide messenger RNA. Its product is annotated as translation initiation factor 6. Bases 120 to 860 code for a protein of 246 amino acids. Gene Ontology annotation, cellular component: nucleolus; preribosome, large subunit precursor; cytosol. The transcript is spliced from 5 exons. Gene Ontology annotation, molecular function: ribosomal large subunit binding. Gene Ontology annotation, biological process: assembly of large subunit precursor of preribosome; ribosomal subunit export from nucleus; cytosolic ribosome assembly. The record is from RefSeq and is a predicted model, not a curated record. NCBI's taxonomy places the organism in Eukaryota, Fungi, Ascomycota, Leotiomycetes, Helotiales, Hyaloscyphaceae.